AUGUCCCACAAGGGAGGAAGCGCUUUCAAGCCCAUCGCUCGUGAGCUGAUCUUUGAUAUCGAUAUGGACGACUACUCCUCCGUUCGCUACUGCUGCGAAGGCGCCAACAUCUGUCCGAAGUGCUGGAAGUUCAUGACGAACGCGGCGAUGGUUCUCAAGAGCAUUCUCACCAAGGAAUUCGGCUUCAAACACAUUCUGUUCGUCUAUUCCGGACGUCGUGGAAUCCACAUCUGGGUCUGCGACCGCCGAGCCCGCUCGCUGACAGACUAUCAGCGUAGCAACAUCGUCAACUACGUGACGUUCACGCCUUCGACGACCGUUCUGCGGUAUUCUCUCUGGUGGUUUGCUUGCGCAUGGAAUGAUUCGUAG
Messenger RNA from Blastocystis hominis, 369 nucleotides. RefSeq lists its product as hypothetical. Gene Ontology annotation, biological process: DNA replication, synthesis of primer. Lineage: Eukaryota; Bigyra; Opalinata; Blastocystidae. Bases 1 to 369 code for a protein of 122 amino acids. The record is from RefSeq and is a predicted model, not a curated record. Gene Ontology annotation, cellular component: alpha DNA polymerase:primase complex. The transcript is spliced from 2 exons.